AUGGCAUUCAACCUAUCUUUCGACAGGUCUAAAGACCAUAGUUACGCCCUUCAGCUUGCUAAUAAUAUUAAGUUAGCCCUUGCUCAGGAAUUGGCUGGCAAGGAAAUCAAAAUCUCGGUUAACGAUGAGUCAGUGAAACCCGAGUUGACUGUCGCGAGCACGGACUUUCGCCUUUUCAAUACCAAUGCGAUCUUGAGAUAUGUCUUAAACGACUUCGAAGGUUUGGAAUCUUCAGAAACGCAUUUCGCUGUUUCUUCUUUGGAAGCUAUGCUAUACCACCCAAGUGCCCCUCAGGAGCAUGUCAAGGAAAAUGUGUCCAAGGCCCUUGAAAACUACUUGCAAGAAUUGCGGGAACCAUUUUGUGCUACAAAUUUGAUCACUUUUGCCAAUGCAUAUGCCUUGAGUCCAGAAUCCUUGGAAUCGAAAUUUGCAAACCUGCCUGCUUCUUUGUCCAAGGCUCUUUCAGCUGCCAAAUCGUACACUCCACGUCUGUCAUCAAGCUUUAAGCGUACUGGAGCUGUCAAAAUUAACAGUAACUUUGCUGUCAAGAAGCAGGAUGCAGAAAUUUUGCCCAUCGAGGGAGAAAGAAAUAUUCUCAUCACAUCCGCUUUACCAUACGUUAACAAUGUUCCUCACUUAGGCAACAUCGUUGGCAGUGUUUUGUCUGCUGAUAUCUAUGCCCGUUACUGCAAGGCUAGAAACUACAACACUUUGUUCGUUUGCGGUACAGAUGAAUAUGGUACCGCUACCGAGACUAAGGCAAUUGAGGAGGGAUGUACCCCACGCGAGCUAUGUGACAAAUACCAUAAGAUUCACAGCGAUGUCUACAAGUGGUUCCAAAUCGGAUUUGACUACUUUGGAAGAACAACAACGGAAAAGCAGACUGAGAUCGCCCAGGACAUCUUUAACAAACUAAACAACAAUGGGUACUUAGAAGAGCAUUCUAUGAAACAGCUUUACUGCGAAGAGCACAAGGCUUACUUAGCCGACAGAUACGUCGAGGGUGAGUGUCCAAAAUGUCAUUACGAGGAUGCCCGCGGUGACCAAUGUGACAAGUGCGGCGGGUUGCUAGACCCAUUCGAGCUCAUUAACCCACGUUGUAAACUUGACAACAGCAAGCCUAUCCCUCGUAACUCUGAUCAUAUCUUCAUUUCUCUAGAUAAAUUGGAACCAAGGAUCAAGGAGUGGGUGGAAAAGUCGUCCAGGGAGGGCGGAUGGAGCAAAAACUCCAGAACCAUUACCCAGUCUUGGUUGAAGGAAGGCCUGCAACCUCGUUGUAUCACAAGAGACCUCGUGUGGGGUACGCCAGUGCCUCUCGAAAAGUACAAAGAUAAAGUUCUCUAUGUUUGGUUCGAUGCUACCAUCGGGUAUGUUUCGAUCACCGCUAACUACACUGACGGCUGGAAGAAAUGGUGGAAGGACCCUGAGAACGUUCAGCUGUACCAAUUCAUGGGCAAAGACAAUGUUCCGUUCCACUCCGUCAUUUUCCCUGGAUCGCAAUUAGGUACCAACGAGAACUGGACCAUGCUUCAUCAUUUAAGCACCACUGAGUACUUGCAGUAUGAGGGCGGCAAGUUUUCGAAGAGUAGAGGCGUGGGAGUCUUUGGCAACAAUGCAAAGGAUACUGGUGUUUCCCCCAGUGUGUGGAGAUAUUAUUUGGCCUCUGUGAGACCUGAAUCCAGUGACUCUCACUUUUCAUGGAGCGACUUUGUUGCUAGAAAUAACAGUGAGCUUUUGGCCAACCUUGGUAACUUUGUGAACAGACUGGUCAAGUUCGUCAAUGCCAAGUACAAUGGUGUCGUUCCUGAAUAUGAUCAAAAGCAGUUGGCGGACUUCGUCAAAUUGGAGAAGGACAUAAACUCUAUUUUAAGCAGCUACGUUUCCGAAAUGGAACAAUCCCACGAAAGACGUGGUUUGGAGAUUGCUAUGUCUCUAAGUGCCCGUGGUAACUUGUUUUUGCAAGAAAACAAGCUUGACAACAGUCUUUUCUCGGAGUUCCCUGCUAAAUCUGACGCUGUUGUUGGUGUGGGUCUCAACAUUGUUUACUCCGUGGCCUCUGUGAUCUACCCAUUCAUGCCAGAAGCUGCCGAAACUAUCUACAAGAUGUUGAAUGCACCAGCUAAGAAGAUUGACGACAAAUUCUACCUAUGCAUAGAAGGCGGACACAACAUCAACAAGGCAGAGUACCUCUUUAAACGUAUUGAUGAAAAAGAGAUUGAGAACUGGAGAAGCAAGUAUGGUGGCCAGCAAAAGUGA
Messenger RNA from Lachancea thermotolerans CBS 6340, 2256 nucleotides. RefSeq names its product methionine--tRNA ligase MES1 (gene MES1). The record is from RefSeq and is a predicted model, not a curated record. Gene Ontology annotation, molecular function: ATP binding; methionine-tRNA ligase activity. NCBI's taxonomy places the organism in Eukaryota, Fungi, Ascomycota, Saccharomycetes, Saccharomycetales, Saccharomycetaceae. Gene Ontology annotation, cellular component: aminoacyl-tRNA synthetase multienzyme complex; cytosol. The transcript has a single exon. Bases 1 to 2256 code for a protein of 751 amino acids. Gene Ontology annotation, biological process: methionyl-tRNA aminoacylation.